Messenger RNA from Doryrhamphus excisus (bluestripe pipefish), 2351 nucleotides. RefSeq names its product potassium voltage-gated channel subfamily A member 2. Gene Ontology annotation, cellular component: voltage-gated potassium channel complex; membrane; intercalated disc. Lineage: Eukaryota; Metazoa; Chordata; Actinopteri; Syngnathiformes; Syngnathidae. Gene Ontology annotation, biological process: potassium ion transmembrane transport; protein homooligomerization; action potential. The record is from RefSeq and is a predicted model, not a curated record. Gene Ontology annotation, molecular function: protein binding; delayed rectifier potassium channel activity.
UUCUCCUGGCGGACGCGCGCACGAGGGGAGGACGGCGGUGCACGGCGGUGCACGGCGGUGCGGGCGCGCUGAGACGUGACGACGAGGAUGAGGAUGAGAGGAGAUGAGACAUGAGAGAGUGAGACGUCACUGAGAUGGAGGUCGCCUUGGUCAGCUUUGAGAACGGAGGCGCCAACAAUGGAGAGCAGCUGGACUUGGUCCAGUCCGGACUGGUGGAGGACUUUAGCAAAGAACUGAACACACGCGGCGGCGGCGUUGGCGGUGGCGGCGGCGGGGGGAGUCCCGCUCCCGCUCCUCCUCCCCAUCCUCCUCCUCCCCAUCCUCCUCAGGGAGCGUGGAGGAUCAACGACAUGAACAGCACGCUGAGCUGCAGCGAGAACACCAUGGACGCGCUGCUGCGCGCCGACCACAGUCCACAUCUGUUCGACGACGAGCUGCUGGACCUGGACCUGGAGUCGGACAGCAACGAGCGGGUGCUCAUCAACAUCGCCGGCCUGAGGUACGAGACCCAGCUGGGCACCCUGAACCAGUUCCCGGACACCCUGCUGGGCGACCCGGCCAAGCGGAUCAAGUACUUCGACCCCCUGCGCAACGAGUACUUCUUCGACCGCAACCGGCCCAGCUUCGACGGCAUCCUGUACUUCUACCAGUCGGGCGGCAAGAUCCGGCGGCCCGUCAACGUGUCCAUCGACGUGUUCGCCGACGAGAUCCGCUUCUACCAGCUGGGCGAGGAGGCCAUGGAGCGCUUCCGGGAGGACGAGGGCUUCAUCAAGGAGGAGGAGAAGCCGCUGCCCCAGAACGAGUUCCAGAAGCAGGUGUGGCUGAUCUUCGAGUACCCGGAGAGCUCCAGCCCGGCGCGCGGCAUCGCCAUCGUGUCCGUCAUCGUCAUCACCAUCUCCAUCAUCACCUUCUGCCUGGAGACGCUGCCGGAGUUCCGCGACGAGCGCGAGCUCCCGGCCACGAGCCGGCCGGACAACGGCACGGCCGUGCGGCCCUCGCUCACCUUCAGCGACCCCUUCUUCAUCAUCGAGACCACCUGCGUCAUCUGGUUCACCUUUGAGCUCUUCGUGCGCUUCUUCGCCUGCCCCAGCAAGUCGGAGUUCUCCAAGACCAUCAUGAACAUCAUCGACAUCAUGUCCAUCAUGCCCUACUUCAUCACGCUGGGCACCGAGCUGGCCGAGCAGGGCCAGGAGCACCAGAACGGCCAGCAGGCCAUGUCGCUGGCCAUCCUGCGCGUCAUCCGCCUGGUGCGCGUCUUCCGCAUCUUCAAGCUGUCCCGCCACUCCAAGGGCCUGCAGAUCCUGGGCCAGACCCUCAAGGCCAGCAUGCGCGAGCUGGGCCUGCUCAUCUUCUUCCUCUUCAUCGGCGUCAUCCUCUUCUCCAGCGCCGUCUACUUCGCCGAGGCCGACGAGCCCGAGUCGCACUUCUCCAGCAUCCCGGACGCCUUCUGGUGGGCCGUGGUUACCAUGACGACGGUGGGCUACGGCGACAUGAGGCCGGUGACGGUGGGCGGCAAGAUCGUGGGCUCGCUGUGCGCCAUCGCCGGCGUGCUGACCAUCGCCCUGCCCGUGCCCGUCAUCGUGUCCAACUUCAACUACUUCUACCACCGCGAGACCGACCAGGACCAGUCCUCCCUCAAGGACGAGCCCGCCUCCCCCGAGCUCAAGCACGACCAGGACUCGGCGGGGGGGCCGGAGAAGAGCGACGUGAAGGCCAACAGCACCUUGGACCUGAAAACCUCCCUGUACGCCUUCUGCCUGGACACGCGGGAAACGGACCUGUAGGGUCGGGGCGCCCGCCACCUGUACAUAUCGCCGCCGGGGCCGGCCCGGCGCGUCUCUCCUCUCAGGUUCCGUCCCAAAACCUCUCUUUCCCUCCGAGGACCGCCGCACGGACACAUGACUGCGAGCAGAGUGGCUGACCUCUGACCCUUCACCUGCUGCACGUCCCACCUACCCCCUCCCCCUCCCCCCUCGGACCUGUGUGCCUUGCAGCAAAGCAGCGGUUCCUUCUAGGUGGGGGAGGGGUCGCUGUGAAGAAAGACCACAUGACAAAGAAUCAUCUUCCUCACUUCUAUUUUUCUACCUGGGGAGGCCCCGCCCCCUUAAGCCAUAGCAAUCUCCCGUGUCCUCGUGCUCGCUGGCCUUUAGCGCCACGCCGACCGGGACUCGUGUGCAUGUUCUUCAUGCAUGUUUGGACCGCCUGUCCCUUUAAGAACCCCCCGACCCCCACCCCCCACUAAACACUUAAACACUGCCAAACGUCUGCAAAAGCCAAAAGUUUGUCUCGUGUUUGUUCUUUCAAAUGUUAUUUAUGCAGAAAAAGAUGGAAUAAACUUCAUGCAAUUCCCG